Molecule: messenger RNA, 1708 nt
Organism: Dendrobium catenatum
Lineage: Eukaryota; Viridiplantae; Streptophyta; Magnoliopsida; Asparagales; Orchidaceae
Exons: 2
Coding region: 34-1674 (546 amino acids)
Molecular function (GO): nucleic acid binding; RNA-DNA hybrid ribonuclease activity
Source: RefSeq, a predicted model, not a curated record
ACAAACUAAUUGGGAGUAAUUGUGAUUUCUUUAAUGUUCCUGCUGAAGGCUUGUCAGGUGGAAUACUCAUAUGCUGGAAUUCUAGCAUUUGCUCCUUUAGUAUCAAUCAUUUUUUCAAAUCAAUUAGUUAUUGGUCAAAUGAAAAUGCAUAGUGGAAAUGAAUGGCUUAUUGCCACAACAUAUGGAAGCAAAGAGGUUUAUAAAAGAAGACAACUAUGGGAAGACCUUCAAACAUUCACUAAUUCUUGCACUCCUUGCAUUAUUGGAGGAGAUUUCAAUUGUAUUCUUUCUCAAGAGGAAAAGAUAGGUGGGAAGAGAUUUAUUUUCUCUCAAGGACCUCAAGAUAUGCAAAGGUUUAUGAAGAGUUAUGAUUUUCAUGAUGUUGGGAUUAUUGGCCCCAAAUAUACUUGGUGCAACAACAAGAAAGGUGGAGCACGCAUACUUGAAAGACUGGACUGGUGUUUACUGAAUUCAGCAGCCUUGAAGACCUUACAACCUGCUGCAGUUCAUCAUCUUGGUAGAAUUGCAUCAGAUCAUUGCCCAAUAGUUAUUAAUAUUUGUAAUCCGGGAUUUAAGAAGUGUAGAAGACUGCAGUUUGAAGAAGUCUGGACUUCUUACCCAGUUUCCAAAGGUAUUGUGGCAAAUUCAUGGGCUAAACCAGCAGGAGGUGAUGAUGUCCAGAAGUUAAAUCUCAAAUUCAAAAGAGUUCUUAAAGCACUUUUUCAUUGGAGUAAAGCCAAACAUGCAAAUCUCAACAGUUUGAAGGAAGAAUUGAAGGUAGAAAUUUUAGUAUUGCAAGAGGAAGAAGCUAAUUCAGGAGGUCUUUCAGAAGACAAGUUCUUUUUACUAAGGUAUAAAAUUAAUGAAUUUAAUUCUACCUUAGGAAGACUAAGCUCUUGGUGGAGACAAAGAGCUAAGGUGAAAUGGUAUAAAGAGAGUGAUACCAAUUUUGAAUAUUUUAAUUCAGUGGCUUCGGCAAGACGAAACAGCAAUCAUAUUAGACAAAUAAAAAGCUCUGAUGGCAAUCUGACUGAGGAUCAAAAUUGUAUUGAAGAAAUUAUUUCAAAAUUUUUAAAGAAAAAGUGGAAAUUCAGAAGAUGUUCACUUAAUGGCUGGCCUAACUUUUCAAAAUCUAUUGAUGAAACUGACAAGGAUCGACUUGUGGCUAAUUUCUCUGAAGAAGAGCUGGAAAAUGUAAUCUCUCAUUUGGAAAGUAACAUCUCAUCAGGCAUUGACGGAGUGGGUGGAGUUAUUAGAGACUACAAAGGUAGAUUUUUAUUUGCCUUUGGUUUCAAAAGUAUUCAUUGGGAUAUCUCGGAACUUGAGUUGGAGGCUUUGAAGGCUUUAAAAAAUAUUACUCAAGAGUGGAUGUAUCAAGCUAAAGGAAUCAUUAUUGAAUGGGACAACUAUAAUGUUAUGAAGCACAUUCAAGGUAUUUUUAAGGAAGGACCAACUGUAAGUAAUAAUCUCGAGCUACUUGAUUUUCUUUUUCUUAGAAGUUUCAAUCAAGUCAUCUUUCAAUUUGUAAAUAGAACUUCUAAUAAGUUAGCCGAUUGUUGUGCUAACCAUGCUAGGUUGGGUGAUUUUUGGUGGAAUAACUUGAUUAUCAAUAACGUUCCUCCUAUGUUUUUCAAAAUAUUAAAGGAGGAAUGUGAUAAUCUUAUCUUUGUAUAGUUCUUUUUGAAGUUUAAUAAUAUUGCUUUAUGCA